Molecule: messenger RNA, 1935 nt
Organism: Stegastes partitus (bicolor damselfish)
Lineage: Eukaryota; Metazoa; Chordata; Actinopteri; Pomacentridae
Product: fibrinogen silencer-binding protein
Exons: 2
Coding region: 28-990 (320 amino acids)
Source: RefSeq, a predicted model, not a curated record
GGUCUGGAGGGUCCGCUAUGCGAUAAGAUGGCGUCCAGCUCGGUGUUUCUGUCCAGUAUGGUGGGCAAGGCUCGCUCCUCCAACUUCACACUCUCGGAGAAGCUGGACCUGUUGAAGCUGGUCCGCCCUCACAUCCGCAUCCUGGAGGAGCACACCAACAAGCACGCCGUCAUCGUGGACAAGAACAAGUGCUGGGACACUGUGGCGGAGCAGUACAACGCCCUGGGAGGGGACCGGCCCCACCGCACUGCCCAGGGCCUCCGGACCCUCUACAAGAGGCUGAAGGAGUCGGCCAAGCAGGAAGUGAUGCAGCGGAGACACGCCCAGCCGGAGUACAGAGCCAGCAUCUCCGAGCCAACCAGGAGAAUCAUGGAGAUGAUCCCUCACCUGUUCCACCACGUGCCCAUCCACGAGAAGGACCAGGCGCUGCGCAGAUUAAUAUACAGCAAGCACAACUCUCCCAUCGAGCAUCCUGGCAGCAGCUCCUCUCUGGCCGGACUCCAGGAUUACUCAGCAGCUGUCCCAAGUAUCCCCCAUGAGGUGGUCCAGCUGGACCCUGAAGAGGAUGUAAAACCUCCGCCAGACCUCCCCAUCCUCCCCUCACACACAGGCCCGGGGCUGGACGGAGGCCCGGAGCGAGAGGGGGAGCAGGACUUGGGCAGCGUCCACGAUUACGAAGCCUCGCUGUCUCCGUCCCCUUCCUCCGUCAACAUCCCCCUCUCCACGUCGCCGCUGCCCUUACGCCACGACCUCUACCCCAACGACAUCUACCCCCACCACGAGCCCGACAGGUUUCGCCCGCUGCACCUGGCCAAGGAGGAGCACGAGCUGGUGCUGGCCAACCACAGGAAGGUGGCGCUGUACCUGGAGGAGAAGAGGGAAGGACUGAAGAGGAAGCAGGAGCUGGAAGAAGAGCUCCUCAGAGCCAAGAUUAAAGUGGAGAAACUGAAGGCUGCCCGGCUGAGACACGGCCUGCCAAUUCCUCUAUAACAAGUACAAACUCGCGCAUCGGUGGCGGCUGUUGGAAAGGGAGAGGCUCGGAGGAGUUUAAAGUGUGGCAAUCAUCGGUUUUGCGUUGUGAGAACUUGAACUUAUUUUGGAAACAUAGUGCCUCGUACAAGACGCGGGUAGCAGGAGACUCAUGUUGCCAUCAUCAUUUCCACAGGCAUCGGUAACACUGUGACAGGCCAAAAGGGGUGAAAUAACUGUGAACGUUUGGAAGGGAAUAUUUGUAGUGUUGGCUGACAUGUACCUUACUGGAGCUUUUUCCUGUAUGAUUCUGUCAUCGAUGUGUAACUACGGAAGUGUUGUCUUUAUUAUCCAGGAUUAUCUGGAAAUUGGUGUGAUUGGGUAAAUGUUCUGUUUGUCAAGAGAGCGUCUAAAUAAUCUGGAAUCGGUAAAAAAAAAAAAUCCCUAAAAUGUAACACCCCAGUUUACUAGCAAGGAACACGUCAGUACCAGGGUUGGAGCGAGAAUCAAACUUUCAAAGGCCUUUAUCAUAUGAUGAUAAUACUGUAGAACUGCAGCAAUUUAUCGCCAACUACUGUGAUAAUUGAUCAGUCGGUCUAAAUUCUGUCAUUCCAGCCUCUUAAAAUGUGAAUAUUUUCCAGUAUUGUUAUAUUGUUCCUCCUCCGUGACAGUAAACCGACAUCCUGUGUUUUGGGAAACACACUGAGAGAUUAAUCGAAAAUAAUCGUGAGCUGCAGCCCUGACGUAAAAGCCAACUUCUGUGAAUGAAUCAACAAUGUUCAAGUCCGAAAUGCUCCCCUGAUGGCCAGCUGAGCGAACAAAAGAAGGGAGAGACGCUGUUGGUUUUUAAUCUUAUUGCUAUUUAAUGUAACAUUGAUUGUAUUGUAAUGUUGGUCUGUAUGUGCUGUCAGUUUCUCUUACAGUUUGUUCACUUAUUUCUAUUAAAAAAUAAAAACGUUCUUAUUA